Molecule: messenger RNA, 1284 nt
Organism: Leptosia nina
Lineage: Eukaryota; Metazoa; Arthropoda; Insecta; Lepidoptera; Pieridae
Source: the annotation of a GenBank genome assembly
AUGCGACUGGUGUGGCGAUCUAUUGGGGGCAUAGAAGAAGGAACUCUAGGAGGCAGUGUGAGGCUCUUGGAAGCAGCUUGCGCAACUGCCCUGCAUUAUGCUGAUUUGGUACACGGGGCCCUAGCUGACCAAGGAUAUUACGAGAGUCAUGCACAAAAUAAAACUACAGAGGAAAUAUGCACAAUUGUAAAUAACUUGGAAUACGUACGUCGCUCACUCUCGGAAUACGACGACGAUCACAUUUUGAAUGACGAAAAUUCAAGACAACUAGUACGUGGUGCGUUGGGGACGCUUGAAUGUCGGUCAGUUCGCGCCGCUGUUCCUCUAGCUGUUCGUGCCCGACCCCCCCUUCGAAAAGCUGUCUUUCAUCUUGCCUGGUCACCUGACUCACUUCCGACUCAGCAGGCCAUAACACCCUUGCUCGAGUUCCUGGACCAACACUUGUCGUCGUUAAACACUUGGCUGUUGCCGCGAGCUUUCACGAGAGCUUUGGCAGCGUGCUGGAACGCUGUGCUGAAGGAAGUUUCAAGUCAAGCGGAUUCAGGGGGCGCUGAAAAGCCGAGGGUGUAUCAUCACAGGCUAAAAGAAGCACUAGAUCUACUCGCAGAAUUUUUCCAUGCUGAAGGAAAAGGUCUUCCAAUGACCGACGUUCAUAAUACUGAAUGGAAGCGCCUAGAGCAACGGAUGCAAUAUCAUCAGGCUCCAACUGAAGAACUGCUGGAGCUGUGGCUUGAAGACCGACUCGCUGACCAGGCUCGCACCCCAUUGCCAUCACCUUACGGUUCCAUACUAAUAAGGGUCUACUUCAAUCACGACUCGCUCUGUGUGGAAAUAUUGUCCGCGCGUGACGUGAUCCCGCUGGACCCAAACGGAUUAAGCGAUCCAUUCGUGGUCCUCGAGUUGUUACCUAAGCGGCUGUUUCCAAAAACACAUGAACAGAGCACCAAUGUACAGAAGAAAACUCUAAAUCCUGUCUGGGACGAGUGCUUUGAGUUCGCGGUAUCCCUGGAAGCGUGCCGGUCGCCACAGGCCACCCUGGCGCUCUCCGUGUGGGACAGAGAUGUGUUGACCGCGGACGAUUUCGCCGGGGAGGCAUUCGUGCCGAUCUCUCGUGUCCCAGGGGUCAACAGUCACGCUCCGCCCGACCCGCUGAGACCCAUCGAGUUACCGUUAAUGCAAUUACAUGAUCGGGGUCACCCAAUCUUGCAGAUUCUGGAAUCACGAAACACCGACAAAAUGGCGAUUGAAUUUGUGAAAAAACAAAAAUUGCGUUUCGCCGAAUAA